Nannizzia gypsea CBS 118893 is the source of this 2487-nucleotide messenger RNA. RefSeq lists its product as hypothetical. Gene Ontology annotation, biological process: retrograde transport, endosome to Golgi. The coding region runs from base 1 to 2487 and encodes 828 amino acids. The record is from RefSeq and is a predicted model, not a curated record. The transcript has 3 exons. Gene Ontology annotation, cellular component: Golgi membrane; Ric1-Rgp1 guanyl-nucleotide exchange factor complex. NCBI's taxonomy places the organism in Eukaryota, Fungi, Ascomycota, Eurotiomycetes, Onygenales, Arthrodermataceae.
AUGUUAUCGGACAUUCAGGUCUUCGUGAGAUGGAAAGAACAAACCAUAUUCGCCGGAGAGGACGUUGAAUGUACAAUCACCUUUAAAAAUGUGACCGAGGAAGAGGCCGGGAAUGAGGUUGUUGGGACGACGAAGCAUUAUCGAGGCGGAUCGAGGCCUAUCAACACCGUUACAGAUGGAACAAGCUACUCCCCAGCAAAGUCCCUGAAUCCAUUCUCCUUCAAUAAUCCGCCGCGUCGCCCGCAGUCCUCGGGGUAUCGACCUCGACACCCACAUCACAGGGCCUCUGCUUCCGUCGGCUCUUCUCCUAUGCUGAGCCAGAGUUUCCCGCCGGCCACUCCAUCACGAACAAAUGGAACUCCCAACACCCCAGGCCAUUUCCAUAAACGAUCUGUUUCGAUUAUAUCCUUGGAGACGGACAUUUCUCAUGACCGUAAACAACUUCAGUCUCCGAAGAGCCCGCAACCAGGUCGACAUACACGAUCAGCAAGUUUCCAAGCUACCCCUAGACGGCAUGAUCCUUACAAAGACGAUUUUCCAGCUGUAUCCCCCCGAACUCCAAUUUCGAGGUUCUCGCCCCUUGCAUCACAGUCCAACCUCUCCCUUCCAAACAUUAAGGAUGAGGCAGACACCUCCCGCUAUCCUGCCAACAAUUCACCAGCAGCCAGACGGAGCCCUAUGCGCAGAGCUCCACGCAAAAUGAGUGCUUUCAACGGAGAUUUCAAGUUUCCACAAGCUCCGCCCUCACCUGAAAGUAAUACAAACCAAUUAGUACAGCCACCCACAGACGGUCAACCCACAGAAUCUCCUAAUAAAUCUGCCAUACCCGACCAUAUCAACGUAAAUGCUGCCAAUGGGAAGUUGACGGCUGACCAGCCUCGCUGUCUUACACCGGCAACGAAACUCUCCGCUGUAUCAGCGAUGGAAGGCAGUACUCGAAGCAGUACUGAGUUUUAUUCUCUAAGCAAUAACUCAACGGAGACUCUCGAUUCAGACUACAAAUUGGCCUCUAUGAACAGAGGCCUUCCCAGGCAUCGAAGACACCAAUCAAGCCUCGAGCCAACCAGGAUUAGUCGGUCUAAUGAGUCCCAGACACUUCUAAUGGGCUAUGCCCAGAUUAAUGCUUCAUUUACCGUUGAUGGAUCACUACUAGAUCAGUCAGUCUUUGAAGAAGUAAAGCGUAAGGGUGUUGUUGGCCAUCAUGGGAGCAAUGACCGGUCGCCGAGACAAUCAAAAUCUAGAAGCGGGUUCUGGGGAAAUAUAGGGCUCAGUAGCCUGGGGAACUCUCUUGCAAGUUUUGCCUCAACAGGAGAACUUGAUGGACUACGGGAAAUGCGAGGUGCUUCCUCAUCUCACUCUAUACCAUUACUGUCAACUCCGCAAUCCCUACUCUUUGUCGACCUUCGUUUAGCCCCAGGGCAGGAAAAGGCAUUUUCAUUCUCCUUCACCCUACCCCGCGGAUUACCUUCAAGCCACAAGGGUAAAGCUAUAAAGAUUUCAUAUAAUUUGGUUAUUGGAACACAAAAAGCAGCAGUCAUAAAGGGAAACCAGCGACUUCACAAGAUCAAUAUACCAUUCCGUGUUCUCAGUGGUGUGGACGCCCAAGGGGGUGUUCUCGGGCACGAUUUAAUGCAGCCGUAUGUGGUGUUAAGGGAUGAAGCUCGCGUGCGGAGUAUUGACUCGUCGGCGCCCCGGCCGCCUGUAAAGGAGAAAAGUAUCAGCGCGAAAGCGUGGACAUCAGCACCUCAGUUUCUAUCUUAUGUCGACGAAAUUCUCAAACAGAAAGACCGUCAGGACACGUUGAUGUCACCGGUAACUCCGGGGCCGCCACACCUUCAUCAUGAAACACCGUUUUCAUGUAAAGACGCAAUUGACUUGGCUAUCCUACGUAGCAACAAGUCAACUGUAUCGGACCAGAGCGCUAACCGCUUCGAAAUAUCCCGUAGCGGCCGACGAGUUGCCGUUAUCGUACUUAACCGACCAGCUCACCGAAUAGGAGAAACUAUAGUGGCCACUGCCGAUUUUACAAACGCGGCUAUUCAUUGCCAUUCCUUACGUGGGUCACUGGAAACCCACGAGACAAUCAACCCUGAAAUUGCACUUCGGUCGGCAGCAAGCAUCACUCGUGCCACACGAAAAGUUCAUGCCAUGUGUUUUGAAAACACCCUCUUUGCAUCCAGAGUAGCCUUUACGCCUGCCAUCCCGGUUUCUGCAACGCCUACUCUUAUAACCUCCGGCGUGAACGUCGAAUGGCAGCUUCGGUUCGAGUUUGUGACAAGCAGCUUGUCAGAUUCUACGGAGAACGUUCCAGCAUUAGCAUCCGGAAUAGGUCUGCUGGAACCCGUUGAACACGACGAAAGAGGGACCGUCUUUGCUGCUGCCGAACAUAUGUCUUGUGAAUCUUUUGAAGUCAGCAUUCCUAUUACGGUCUAUGGCGGGACAGUGCAGGAGCCUAGCCGUGAGGAGUUGCAGGGGAUACCGAUAUAA